UCUGCAGUCGCAGAGACAACAUCAACCAUCAACCGGCUUAUUAAAUCCCACGCUUGCGGAAGUUUUACGUUUUACAUUCAAUUUUCCAAUUUGCAAGUGCCAAGCGCGUGCUACAUUCAACAAGUUAACGCGAACUCUACUUAAACAAAUAAAAAUAAUACAUAAUAUACAUUUAUAAUAAAAAAUAAUCUUUGAAAAAGAGUCAACUUGUGUUCAAGGGUUUUAAUUCAUCCAAAGUACUUCGCUUACAAAGAAAGAUUCGCAAAUAUGUGCGACUAUGACGAUGAACUUUAUCAUGAACGCCUUCCAAACGUUUGUAGUGCCAUCAAUGCCAAGGCCAGGAACUGUUGCAGCACGGAUAGUAUAAAGCGAAAGUUGCCCAUCUGCACUUGGCUGCCCAAAUACAAGGCGAAAUAUCUGAUAGACGACAUUGUGGCUGGUUUAACGGUAGGUCUCACAGCUGUCGCCCAAGGCAUUGCCUAUGGAGCUGUUGCUGGUCUGCCGAAUGUUUAUGGCCUCUACUCAUCGUUCAUGGGCAGCUUUACGUACAUCUUCUUUGGCACCUGCAAGGACAUCACGGUGGGACCCACGGCCAUUAUAUCGAUGAUGGUGAAUCCACACAUCGAUGGAAAUCCAGAUCUUGCAGUGCUGCUUUGCUUUUUAUCGGGUUGUUUGAUAUUGCUGCUGGGCUUAUUAAAUCUCGGCGUCUUGAUGCGAUUCAUUUCAAUGCCUGUGACAACGGGAUUUACCCUGGCCGCUGCCUUGACGGUGGGCAGUGGUCAGAUUAACAAUCUCUUUGGCAUUCAAAGUAAUUCGAAUGAGUUUCUCAAAUCGUGGAUCAAUUUCUUUGGACACAUCACAGAGACGCGGCGGAAUGAUGCCUUACUUGGCUGCUGUACGAUGAUUGUAUUGUUAUUCAUGCGAAAACUGAAGGAUGUUAAAUGGGGCUUUCAUCAGUUAAACAGAUAUUUGUCCCUAUGCCGCAAUGUUUUGGCCGUAAUUGUGGGUAUCUUGUUAUGUUAUCUGCUGAGUCGUGGUGACAAUGAAAUGCCAUUUCGCAUUAGUGGUGAAAUCCAAGCCGGUUUGCCACCCGUUCGUGUGCCACCAUUCGAAACUCAGGAUGCGGAUGGUGAGCCAAUUAACUUCAGCGAAAUGGUCUCCAAGCUCGGAGGAUCGAUCGCCUCAAUAGCGUUGCUGAGCAUCUUGGAGAGCGUGGCAAUUGCCAAAUCAUUCUCCAAGGGAAAGAUUGUGGAUGCUUCGCAGGAGAUGGUUGCCCUGGGCUGUUGCAAUGUCUUCAGCAGCUUCUUCUCCUCGAUGCCCAUAACUGGAUCAUUCGCAAGAUCGGCUGUCAACAAUGCGAGUGGUGUGCAGACGACACUUGGCGGCGCCAUCACCGGCAUCCUUAUCCUGAUGACACUCGCAUUUCUCACUCCCACAUUUGCGUAUAUUCCCAAGGCAACACUAGCAGCCAUCAUCAUAGCAGCCAUGUUAUUCAUGGUGGAGUACGACAAGAUUGCCGAGAUUUGGCGUGCCAAGAAGCGCGAUAUGUUGCCCUUUUUGGCUACAGCGUUGAGUUGUUUGUUCUGGUCGCUGGAGUAUGGAAUGUUGGUUGGCAUAGUGGUCAAUGCGCUGUUCAUACUGAAGAAGAGCAUGACGCCACAGUUUCAGCUUGAAACACAAAAGCACAAUGGCAUCGAACUGUGUCUGGCGGAGCUCAAAGGCAGCGUUGAUUACACGGCAGCCGAAUAUUUGAAGAUCACAAUUGUCACGCACGUGACGGAGCGGCACAUGGGCAAUGGCAAUGUUUCGUUGGUGAUCAUUAAAGGUGCCGAGAUUAAUUCAAUUGAUGCGACAGUGGCAGCUACAAUUGUUUCGCUACAGGAAGAUCUCAAGCUACUGCAGUGCGAUCUCAUUUGCUGGAACUGGAACUUGGCAGCAGCGGGAGUCGUGUGCCGUCUGCACAAGAAGUCGCGCAACAUGUUCAAGUUUACGAAAAACUUUUCAGAACUUCUAGAAACAAUACCACCAGCACAUGGCGGCAACGAUUCUCAUAUUGCAUGCGACUUGAGUCAAUAAAAAAGACAGUUGUUUUUAAGCAUACAUUAAUUCAUGUACAGUUAAGCAUACAGUGUUCAGUGCUUUU
This is a messenger RNA of Drosophila albomicans, 2143 nucleotides long. RefSeq names its product sodium-independent sulfate anion transporter. Gene Ontology annotation, biological process: transmembrane transport. NCBI's taxonomy places the organism in Eukaryota, Metazoa, Arthropoda, Insecta, Diptera, Drosophilidae. Gene Ontology annotation, molecular function: sulfate transmembrane transporter activity. Bases 268 to 2076 code for a protein of 602 amino acids. The transcript is spliced from 8 exons. Gene Ontology annotation, cellular component: membrane. The record is from RefSeq and is a predicted model, not a curated record.